AUGGCCGCUCCCUCCGCCGCCCUCUCUGUCUCUGGUACGGCGCAUACAAAUACAUUCGUCUGCAGGAACAACAAGCUAAAGUCAAACAGAAAUCGUUUACAUCUUGCAGUUCCUUCAAGUUCCGAGAGUACAAAUUAUUGUAGAAAGUUAACCAUCUGCAGAGCACAGAGUGAAGAUUCUAAAGGUGGGGGAGGAUUUUUGGCUGGGUUUCUUAUAGGGGGAGCAAUCUUUGGAACACUUGGAUAUGUCUUUGCUCCUCAGAUCAGCAGAACAUUGGAUUCUUUGUUGGAUGAAAAUGGACAAGAUAGUGAAUCUGAUGAAACUGGCCUCCAGAGGGUGCCAAGACGGCAGGGUCAAUAUUAUGAUGAAGGUUUAGAGAAAACUCGUCAAACUCUGGGCGACAAGAUAAGCCAACUGAACUUGGCGAUUGACAAAGCUGCCUCGCGGUUGAAACGCGUCACUGGCAAUGGGGAAAUUGAGGCUCUGAAAGACAAAACAGAAAUUGGGAUUUCCUCAUUGAGCGAUGAUGAGCAUGUGGUGGAAAACUUGAACGAACAUGGUUUUGUGCAAGGUGAAAGUGCUACAUGA
This is a messenger RNA of Miscanthus lutarioriparius, 588 nucleotides long. The record is from the annotation of a GenBank genome assembly. NCBI's taxonomy places the organism in Eukaryota, Viridiplantae, Streptophyta, Magnoliopsida, Poales, Poaceae.